Mugil cephalus (flathead mullet) is the source of this 6639-nucleotide messenger RNA. It is a transcript of the gene spag17, whose product is annotated as sperm associated antigen 17. The coding region runs from base 65 to 6448 and encodes 2127 amino acids. Gene Ontology annotation, cellular component: axonemal central apparatus. The record is from RefSeq and is a predicted model, not a curated record. The transcript has 48 exons. Gene Ontology annotation, biological process: epithelial cilium movement involved in extracellular fluid movement; axonemal central apparatus assembly. NCBI's taxonomy places the organism in Eukaryota, Metazoa, Chordata, Actinopteri, Mugiliformes, Mugilidae.
UAAACGUUAUUUAUUUAUUUUUUUUUUUUUGCUGUUUAUAUUCAUUAAAUAGCACCGAGCUGAAAUGCCACCGAAAGCAGCUAAAAAGGGCUCCGCUAAAAAGUCCAACGCUGCUGGAGGGGCCAACAAAAACUGGGAGGCUGGUCUCACCAAAGCUCAGUUUGAAGAGGAGUCAUGGCAGGCCUGUGUGUCUAUGGUGGUUGGGAGCAGUCCAGAGGAGGAGGAGGAGCUGAUGAAGGCUCUGGCUUUGGCCGUACAGCAACCGCAACGCAAACUUUUCUCUCUGUUAACAUGGGACGGCACCCAUGCGAAGAUCCAUGAACUGGGAAAUACCAAAGCAAAAAAGACUGAUGACUUCCCCUUGUUCUAUGAGGUUACUGAGCCUGCUAAGGUCCUGCUGGACGCAGGAGAGGAGAUUCCUGGUGACCUGAUGGCGAACUUACUGAAGUUUCAGCUCCUGGAGGUCAAAGCCAAUGAUCAGCAGCGGAGGGAAGCUGAAAAGUCUGAGGGGGAAAAAGCAAAGGUGAAACCCUCCUCUGACAGCAAGGACAAAGGUGGAGCCAAGGUCCCCGACCAAAAGGAGAAGAAAACCAAGCUGAAACGAAGGGAUGAUGUUGAUCCGCCCACUUACAUAGAUGAUGAGCCAGACGACGGUCCUCAACACUACAUUUUGUUGCUGGGCUUCCACCAGCCGCACCUGAUUGCGUUGCUCGAUGCCAUAGGUGUACGUGUGGCUAAUGUCAUCAGGUUGUGUUCGGAGCACGGCCAAACUGCUGAAGGGCCGCAGGAACUACCGGGCGGUGAGGACAACGAGCAGAGUCUCAGAGCUUCUCCUGUUUUAGAUGCAGAAACAGCCGUUCAUGCUAGCGUGGAGCUGGCCAGGAAGUUGGAUCUCUUCUGGUCCGGUCUGAGAUCCGUUCUGGACAGCGGGCCACCAGACUCUCAGCUCCACGAUGUCGUUCAGCUCAGCUACGCUGUCAAAGAUCCGUCGCUUCCCUUCCACACACAGGACCCCGAGGCUGUGAUGGAGUUGGGAAGCCGGAUAUUUGAAGGUGUGGCCACUCUAAUUUACGACUGUCUGGACUGGCGCAGGCAGCAUCAGCACUACAGAAACAACCUCAAACUCCUCGAUGUACCCCUGGUUUCUGGGUUGGACUCACAGCCUGAAGAGCCAGCCGUUCUCCGCACCCCACGCUCCAAGAAGAAGUCAGCUCGGGAAGACCAAGAAGAAGCCAAGCAGCAGGUUCUAUCUGUAGAUGUUGACAUGUGUUACUAUGACAGCCUACUGGACCUGGUUCCCCCCGAGGCCUACACUGUGCCCCUGAUCUUACACUGUAUGCUGGAACAGGUGGCGAUAUCUGCAAAUGAAUCCGCGCUGCCCCACGUGGAGGAGCUGCCCAGACCUGCCGACGCUUCGUGGUUAGACCAUCAGCUCGUCAGCUACAUGCUCCAAAGCUUCCUGCCUCUUGCGGGCACAGACGAGGAGAAAAGCCGCAUGUUAAACAACCUCCUAACUACAGUACAGAAUGACGAAGAUAAAAAGAGGCUGGUGGAGAAGUUUGGAGCUGUGGAGGCUCAGAAGAAGUCUGAGCAGCUUGUUAUCAGACACCAUGAUCAGAGAGCACUGCGCUUGAGGGACAUUAAUCCGGCUCAAGGUUUCAGUCCAUCAGACGUGGAAGUGUCUGUGAUGAGACUUUCUCCGGUGUGGAAGCUGAUUGAGUCGGUGGCUCAGGACAGAAACAGCGACUCCUGCUGGAUGCAGCUCAAACAACAACUACAAUACUACUGCACAGAUGAUGUUCUGUCGUGGCCUGAGGUGGAGCGUUUGUUUCAUCAGAGUGUGUUUGAGGCUAUGCCACUGACCAGGUUGGAUCAGCAUGGUGUGUUACAGUAUGUUGCUAAACCACUGGGAGGACUGGAACAAGCACAGCAGCACGCCCCAACGAUAAUCCCCUGGGACAACCCAUUGUCCUAUGCUAAACAGCAGCUUCAUAGCCUGCGGACUAAAGGGCUGGUGUUUCUCACUGAAGACCCAGAGAACGCUGAGCAGUUUAGUGGUAGAGUUUGCAGCCAGCUGGAUUUAUCCGACAUGCAGAGCUGUAGGAUGAGAUCUCUAUUUGACUGGCACUACGCUGAACACCAUGAUGCUACUGUCUUCCCACAGGUGCUUCAGUUAGCCGCAGAGGAACACCAGUGCCUCGACGCCUUCAGAGGAAGCCAUAAAAACAUCCUGUAUGUUUGUUGCCACGAUCCCAUGAGUCCUCAUCGUCAGUCCAAAGAGCUGUGGGAUGCGGCCCUUCACACCGAUGUCAAAUUCAGAAAGUAUCUUGAGCAUGUGGCGGACAGCAUUUCAAACUGGACGAGAGAGGAGGAAUUAAAGAGAGCGGCCAUGCAGAUCAGAAACGACAGCCCUGCUGACUCUCAAAAGUCAAAAGGACCAGAUGAAAAUGCUGAAUGUCCUGUACAGCAGGAGGGAACCGUGGAACCAGUCAUCAGAAAAGACUCCCUCAAAGCCUGGAAGUUGGAGCAAGAGCGACUGAAGGAAGAGGAGAUGAACAAAAAGUCUAAGAAAGAUAAUGUACCAAAAGGAAAGCAGCAGAAAGAGGACGGCAGGUCGACGGACAACAACAAAAGUAAAACACCUAGUGGGAAGAAGAACAGACCGGAAACAGCAGGCAGCACACGCAAGACUCCCGCAGGGUCCGUUAUUACCACAGCACCACCUAUGGAUGAAAGUAAAGAACUGCACCUGACAGAGGAACCUUUCAAUGGUUUCAUCGGCUACAGCAUGGACGGACAGCUGAUCCGUGUGUCAGGCCGUCUCCAGAACCUCUUCCCCUCAGAUGGGGGACGUAUCACUGUGGAGAACAUCAGCUACGUGGAAGGUUCCAGCCUAAUGAAAGUGACUGUGAAGAAGGACGGACAUCGUUUCCACACACACAUCAGUCACACGUCAAUCAAAAAAAGCUCCGACCCAAAGAACGACUGUAAAGCACCAAAGCCCGCGGAGAUGAGACGAGUGAAGCAGGGCUCCCUCUCAGCGGUGCUCAGCAACGGAAUUCACCUCUCGUACAGUUUCUACGGUCCAACAGGAGAAAACACAGCGAACUCCCAGGAAGCAGAAACCCCAGAGAACCCCAUCACGGACCCCGUCCCCCUGUCCUCCUCCACCAAUCGCUCUAAGAGAACAGACGUAGAGUCGCUUCCCUCCAAGACAAAAACCCCGUCCAGCCAGACCAGACCUCCAGAGUCCCAGGGGUGUGAAGGACAGCCAGCAUUGCCAUCAAAUCCAUUCAACAGCCUCAGCAUGUCUGUUCCUAAUGGCCUACUGCUGCAGUUUCUGCCGGAGGAUACACAAGAGGAUAAGAGCAUUAUGGUGAGGCAAAGUUUUCCUCUGCAUGCCAGAGGAGAGAUGAGUCAUCUUCAGGACGCGCCCCUCUCCAAAGAAGUGUCUCGUGUUAUCACCUGCCAGGGAGCCGUGAUCCGUUACAUGAGAGACGGCUCCACAGAGGUGCUGUUCGCGAAUGGCUCGGUCAGUUUCAGUCAGGAUUCUGGUCCGGUGUGGGUACCUGACUCUGAGGUUCAGGAGGAAAUAUCUAAUCAGGAAGCUGAGGAGGACAAUGAAGAACAGAGUACGGGGAAGGAGGCCGAGGCUCAGAGAGGGUGCUGGCUAACCACGACUCCAUCUGGGGAUCGCAUCUACACUGUCGGGACUACGCACAAACACAUACCCACCACCUCUCUUCUUACCUUUAAGGCUACAGAUCCCUCUACACAUCAGGUGAUGCUGAACCGGGAAGAUCUUGUGGUUUUAGUCCAGAAUCCAGACGGAUCUCUAAUUGUGGAACAUGCAGAUGGGACUAGAAUGACCAGCCUGUACCAAGACAGGCCCCUAAAUGCAGAGCAGCACACAGGGGAUCAUCCAGAGAGCGUCACCCCCAAAUCCACCUCUCAGUUCGUGUCCGGCUCCACUGAAUACGAGUGCGUCACGCGCUGCGUGGACAGCAUCAGCGAGAACACGCACGCUCAGGACGUUUGUGAUAAGAAAGAGAAGAACAGCAGGAACAGCGCAGAAAGCACGCGCGACAAGGAGGCCUCUGCUCACGCUUGCACAAAGCUGAGUGAGAUUAUGAGCGGCGAAAGCAGCGCGCACAACAGCAGUGAGCAGAGCUUGUCUGUUGAAGGGAGCCCCACUGAGAAUAGGAAGGCGAGCGUUUGCGAGAGUGAGAAGGGGAGUUCGUCCACCAAAGAGCGGGUGGUGUUGGUGGAGAAGGAAGGCUGCGCCUCAGUGGUGAUGUACCCAGAGCGUCACACGGCCCACAUCUUUUUAGCAGACGGGACCGUCGUCACUGGGAACCACCAAGGAGAAUAUCAGGUGUUCCCCUCAGGUGCAGGACUCUUGCACAUCCAACGUGACGGAAAGUGUGUGUACUCCUCCGACCCGCUCGUCACCCCAAGUCCAAAGGGUUCCACCCCCACUAACCAGCCAGGGAUGUACACCAUGAGCCACACGGAAAUGGUGGCCUGUGACAUCACAGACCCCGACGGAAACCACUUCCAGGUGAUGGAGGACGGGCAGAUAUCGGUGUUAAACUUCAGCCCGGCUCCAAGCACACUUAAACAUUAUGAGGAAGAGCUGGAGUUGCAGGAGGAGGAGGACAGAGAAAUUACCAGGAUUCAUGCAAAACACAGAGAAAACAGCCCCAGGCUAUUUCUGGUGCGCGAGGACGGCUCAGGCACUGAACUGCUGAGCUCUCACGCUGUAGAGGAGCUCCUUUACCAGGCGUACUCUGACCCUACCAUAGCGCUGCUGAAGGAACCACUGUCAGACACACAAGAUGAGUUUGGCAUCACCAUCCUAAAACCCAGCCAUCAGAGUGUGUGGUCCCAGUGGUUGCUAGGCAAACAGAACCCUGACAUCACACCUCCUAACUUCAGAAACCGCAGCUGGCAUGACUUCCCCAGAGCAGAGACAAAGACCAAAGGGCCUCAGUUUGGUACUGACAUAGGGCGAGGUCUGACCCUGAGGGCAAGGCCUGGUGGUUCCUCAGCUGCUCAACAGCAGCCUGUCAAGACGUGUCCAAGGGUCCUGGAGAUGAGGGAACUGUACCAGCACCGACCGUUCACCACACCACUCAAAAAUACCAUAGACUCACGACUGAAGGAAUACAUAGAGAGCUUGAUGGAGAGGGAGCAGCGGUCAGAAGAGAUGAAAGUUAAAGACCCUCGCACCGAGGAGGACAGUGCCAAUGCCAGUGAUCUCCUCAGUCUGAUUCUGUCUUUUGAAGAGGAAGAUGAUCCAAGCCACAAAAUCAAAAAGAAUGUUUCAGUGGAGGUAGCCAGCAUGUACAGAGAGGGAGUCAGAGCCCCAGACGAGCAUUCAGAUGUUUCAGAAGACUCCACCACGGCUUCUACUGACAGUUUGGAGAGGUUCAAAAAUUGUACCACUGCAAAAGAUUCCAAAUGGACAGAGAGACUUGCCCAACACAGACAGGAGAUGUACGCGGAGAAAACUCACAAAGAGGCUCUGAGGAAGAAGGACGUCGUCCCCUUUUUCCACCCAGAAAACACUCCAUUAUACCAGUGUCGGCCACGGCUCCAAACACCCGACAUGAGGAGCCUUUCCAUGGAUCUCCCACCGAUCCCCACGUCACACAGUGCUGAGUCCUUCCUGAAAGAUGCCCCGCAGGAGAGCACCCCGAGGCCCUUAAACCCGACGCCCUCUCAGUCCGCAAGUCACGCUACAGGAAGUGAAAGGAAGCCUGAAGAGAGACCCACCACCCCUACAGAACACAUCGUUGGUGAAAACGGUCUGAGGGGUUCAUCUAGGCAGUACGGGUCAGUCCAUGUGGAUGUGACUGGAAAACCCAGGAGGACUAAAGUCAGACUGCCAACGUCCAUCCUCAGCAGUAAACCCAGGAGCAAACCCAAUCAGCAGUUCCUGACAGUGGAGGAGCCGGUGAGGAGGAGGUGUCGAACGAUUUCUCUCACCGAUCCCGCCGCCGUAGUGAGGGGCUUCCACCUCCUCCCAUCCAGCGUUGACUUUGGUACGCUGCAGGAGGGCACCACGUCAGCCAUUACCGUGGUGAUGAAGAACGUGGGGGUGGACACAUGCAGGUUCCAUGUGAAGCAGCCUCCUCCUGCUACAGGCCUCCGGGUCAUCUACAGUCCGGGGCCUGUGGCUGCAGGACUACAGGUGGAACUGCAGGUCCAACUGUUUGCCAUGUGUGCCACCCAAGCAGGUGAAGCAGAGCCAAAGAGGCACGUGUCCCAGGAUGUCAUCAUCCACACGGAGACAGAGAUCCUCUAUCUGCCUGUCACUGCUACCAUCCUUCCUGAGAGAUCAUAUGACAUCUGGCUCAGGGAGCACACCGGUGCACACAAAAAGAAGGGCUCCAGGCUUCCAGCGGCUCGGGGGAUUCACGCACAAAUGAACCAGCACUUCUGAUCAUUGGUCAGCGUGUCACUGAAACACAAUCUCAAAUGUUUUGUCUUAGAAAUAUAGAAAGGUUGUCACUUGUUUGUGUUUGUGCAUUUCAGGACAUAUUAAUGGCACCUAUGACCGGAUCCUCGUGCCAAAAUCGUACAUCCCAAAAAAAUACAAUAUGUUAAUGUAUUUUAAUAUGAAGUUUGAAAUAA